AUGUCGAACUUUGCGGAAUGGGCGAGCGAAAAGUUAUCCUCUUUUCAUGAACUUGAACUUGAUCGUGAAACUUUAGAGGCACAAAUUAUACCAUAUUUAUUGUCUUUUGACGAUAAAUCUGAUUUGGCUAAACAUUUGCAAGAAUUAUUGGGUGUAAGCGGUGAUAGAACAACUUUCAUUGAAGAAUUCAUUGCCAAAAGAUUUCCUCCUCAAAAGCAAAUUACUGCUACAUUCCCACAAACUCGUGUGCUUCAAACCCACCAGUUUCCUACACCUGUUACGCAAAGCCGUAACGCUCCCAGUUCCUCAACACGUGUAAAUCGACAGGAAAAUAGUCGAUCAUCAUCUCCUCAACCGAAUAAAGAUGAUUCUCAAGAAGCGUGGAAAAAAGAUAAGAAUGUUUAUAUAAAAAAGAAAGAUGAAGAAGAUUAUUUUGUUGGAAGUAAAAAAUCGAAACAAAGCAAAAAUCUGCCACAGGUUAAUAACGAAAAUCCCACGACGACUGAUUCGUCAGUCUCCAAACCCCCUCUUCCUCCUCCUAAUCCUGAUCAACAACAACAACAUUUAAGCGCAUGGAAAUCAACUAAAUCAACUAAAAAACUAAUGGAUCUAGAAAAGGCGAUAAAAGAUUUAGAAAAUGAUCAAAGAAAUGAGACAAAAAGAGUUCCGUGCCAUUGUCAAGCGACAAAACAUCCUCUUUUGGAAGUUGCACCCAAUUGCCUGAGUUGUGGCAAGAUAAUUUGCACUUUUGAAGGAAUUGGACCUUGCACUUUUUGUGGGAAUCCUGUAAUUUCACGUGAACAGCAAUUAGAAAUUGCUAGGGAUGUAAAAAAGAAUGCAACAAGCCAACAACAAAAAUCUACGAAAAAGAAAAAAGUUGGUGGUGGUGGAUCGAUACCAUAUGCUGCCAAAGUAUCUGGCAAUUUUGCUGCUGCAACUGCGAAUGGAGGAGGGUGGGUAGAAUUGGGCUAUAACGAAGAAGACGAAAAAAUUCAAAAUCAAAUUCGUGAAGAAAGACGUCGAGCAGCGGAAAUGCAUAAAGAGAAACUGUUAGAAUAUGAUCGAACAAGUGCAAAGAGGUCCACUAUCAUUGAUCAAGCUGCCGAUUUCACACUUCCUGCUGAUCGUCCGAAUCAAUGGUUAAACGAACAGGAACAGACAGAAUUACAAAAAAAGCAAAAAUCUAAUUUACGCAAAAUCCAAAAGAAAUCCUAUGGAAAACGCAAAGUGUAUUCACUUAAAGAGCUGGAAUAUACACCUGAAUUUAUAAACUUAAAAUCCAAAUCAUCCAAAAAUAAAAAAGGUUCGACUGCUCAAGAGCAUGAUGAGAAAGCGGAAAAAUCGAAUACGAAAAAGACUACCCGCGUGCAAGAUAUCGAUGAAUAUUUUAAAGACGCGACAAUAUUUUCUGGUAGAACAGAUGAAAAUUUGGUUGAUGACGCGGAGCCUGAGUGUGGAUGA
Messenger RNA from Ambispora gerdemannii, 1461 nucleotides. The record is from the annotation of a GenBank genome assembly. Lineage: Eukaryota; Fungi; Glomeromycota; Glomeromycetes; Archaeosporales; Ambisporaceae.